Messenger RNA from Rhagoletis zephyria (snowberry fruit fly), 623 nucleotides. Its product is annotated as cytochrome P450 4d1-like. NCBI's taxonomy places the organism in Eukaryota, Metazoa, Arthropoda, Insecta, Diptera, Tephritidae. The record is from RefSeq and is a predicted model, not a curated record. Gene Ontology annotation, molecular function: monooxygenase activity; iron ion binding; oxidoreductase activity, acting on paired donors, with incorporation or reduction of molecular oxygen.
AUGUUUACCAUUAUCGCCGUAAUCGUAGUCAGCACGCUAGUCGCACUACUCACCUACGUCUAUGCCAAUUAUGGACGUCGAUACUCAUUAGGCCGCCGAUUUCGCGGACCACCAGCGCUGCCCAUCAUUGGCAAUGCGCUACUCUUCCUAGACAUCCAGCCAGACGAAUUUAUCAGCCGCCUCCUGGCGAUGAUCAAAGAAUAUGGAAAAACAUUUCGCCUUUGGUUGGGCCUCGAUCUCAAUAUUAUGAUGCACGAUUUCCGCGAUAUUGAAAUUUUGCUCAGCUCCCCAAAGUUUACCACAAAAUCAGAUCAAUAUCGCUUCUUGAAAGACUGGCUGCGUGAUGGUCUGCUACUGUCGAAUGGACGCAAAUACCAACAACGACGAAAGCUGGUAACACCUGCAUUCCACUUCAAGAUGAUGGAAGGUUUUUUGAACUGCUUUCACGAGCAUUCCGGGGUGUUGGUGAAGCAAAUGAGAAAGAUAUGUGCUGAAAGGCGGUCGUUUGAGCUGCUGCAUACGGUGGGUCUCUGCAUGUUGGAUACAAUUUGUGACACAGCAAUGGGUGUGCAUACGCAAGCGCAACGCAAUGAAGACUCGGAAUAUGUAAGAGCACUGAGAAG